AUGGACCCAAAAUGUCUAGAUGCGAUAAAGUAUUGUGGGUCUUGCCAGAAAGCUGGGGUGGCCUGCAAGUACGUGGACCGGACUAAGAGUCAUCAGCAACUUCUAGAGGGAUUGCAACGUCGCUUAAAACAGGUCGAGGCGACUAACCGCAGCGUAGCUGCAAGGAUCACUGCUCAUGCAUCUCCAGCUGUACAAAAUGAUAAUGAUGAUAGUGGUAACAGGGGAGGGUCAGAGAUGGCUGGACCAAAUGUAGAUCUUGUGGAAGGCGUCGGUGAACGAGACCAACCUGGAGGAGAACCACACUUCUUAGGCUCAGCUAGUGGUGUGUUCCUUGCCAGCAUGAUCAGCACCGGCAUGGCAAGGCGCGCCAGGGGAUACAUCAAAGGAGCUCGCGGGAAAGCACAGCUUGAACAUGACCACAGGUGUUAUCCUUUCCUCCACCGUGAGACUACGCUACUCGCAUUGGACCAAGUUUAUCAAGACCCUUCCUACAUUGAGCACGAUGCUUUCGCAUCGUUCGUGUUUGAUAUGAUUCUUGCUAUUCCCACCGCUAGUGUGCGUAAGUUUAAUAUGGAGGCGCUUGCCGACGCAGAAACAUACCAGGUACGGGCGAUGCAACGGCUCAAUGAAGUAAUGCGCAAUGGAGGUAUCCAGGCGCUGCAAGCACUCUUAUUGUUGUGCCAGUAUAAAGUGACCAAUUCCUUUCAGGAUACAUCGGCAAGUAAGUUGUGUUUCGAGCUACGGCUUCAAAGAGAGCAGACCUACCGGCCGAUCCAGGGAGUCCCUGCCACUGUCCAGGCGUCACGUGUAGCCAUCUCAAGAGAGAUUCGCCGCUGGUGCUUCUGGUGUUGUGUUGCGAUGGAUAGAAUUAUAAGCAUCACACUAGGAAGACCUCUCGCUAUCCAACUGCGUGAUGUAGAUGUCCAUCUUCCUAACACUAGUCAUGAUAAUCCUUUCCCAUCGUCGUUUUGCCGAACGGCGUUGUUUGCUCACAUCGUCCGCUACCACAUAAUUUGUGGCGAUAUAUUAUCCACACUACAUAUUGCCUCCCCUAGACCACCAAACGAUACAGCAGCUACUCUUGCAGCUCGGGAUAAGCUUUCAAAUAUUCUAGCCCAAUGGCGACAUGACACAGCAGGGUUGUCCCUCAGAAAUCGACUUGGCGAGUCCCUUUUAGGGGACCAACCCAGUUUCCGCUCUCGUGAGUGGCAUGAGCUACUGUAUCAUAACACACUUCUUAUUCUAUCACAUCGCUUUUCUCAUAUUCAUCAAUCCCGUCGAGUCAACUACACGUGGAUCACUCCCCAAUUCUGUUUUUAUGGCUGGUCUACCCUCCAUAUAUGCCUUGGGUCAUCAUUUCCGAUCUCACAAGCACCAUGCUUGCGGGUGUGA
Molecule: messenger RNA, 1392 nt
Organism: Aspergillus alliaceus
Lineage: Eukaryota; Fungi; Ascomycota; Eurotiomycetes; Eurotiales; Aspergillaceae
Product: fungal specific transcription factor domain-containing protein
Exons: 9
Coding region: 1-1392 (463 amino acids)
Biological process (GO): positive regulation of transcription by RNA polymerase II; DNA-templated transcription
Molecular function (GO): sequence-specific DNA binding; DNA-binding transcription factor activity, RNA polymerase II-specific; zinc ion binding
Source: RefSeq, a predicted model, not a curated record